UUUUUUUUUUUUUGUCUAUCUAGUGUUUGUCCAAGAAAUAAUUUAUUUUUCAUUUUUGGUGUACAGGAAGACUGGAGGCUGAACCUAGAACUUCACACAUGCUACAUAAACAUGGUACCAUUAAGAUGCACCCCCCCUUUCUUUUGAGAUCUAGUCUCAGUAAGUUACCCAGGUUGGCCUUGAGCAUACCCUGUGCUACUCGACCCAGCUGUUUCUGAUCUUCUGAGUUAGUCAGUUUUAGGAGCUGGUUUUACCCCUUCUGCUGUCAUGAACCGUAAUGUAAGUAUCUGAUGAGCUACCCCUGGGAAGGAGUCAUUUGGUCUCUGAAGGGGUUGUGACCCACGGGUUGAGAACCACCACUCUACAGACAACUGUACCGGAACCGUUUCAGGACCUGCGCAGAUGAGAACCUCCACUCUAGAAGUGUGUUUUGCUCGUGCCCAGGGUAUCCAGCUCUCUACUUACUACUGGCUGGCUCUCACUUUACACCCUUCUCAGUGUCUUCUGCCAGGCGCCGUGGGUGUGUCCGGCGAGAACUGCUUUUGCACACACUCACUUUAAAAGACAAAAGUUAGCCAUGAGUGAGGCUGAGGGGUGAUGUUCACUUGGCAGACUCGAGUCUCCACGAACAGCCAUUGUUAACAUACUCCUCGCUCCGGUGCCAGACACGGUCUGAGACGCGUUAGCUUGGUUAAUGCUCUCAAGAGUCUCACAUGCUCUUGUGAGCGUCUCCGUGUCACAGUUGCUGAGGACAAAGCUCAGUGAGGUUGAGCCACUUGCUUUGGAGCACGUGGUUAAGUAUAGGAGAGGCCUUGAUUGGGGCAACCCUACUUUACACUCUUUGCUCAUAGGCACAAAAUGGUUCCUUCUCGAGGCAGGUGCAAGUGACGACCAGAGUUUCAACGUGUGUGUAUGUGCGUGCAUGCGUGUGUGUGUGUGUGUGUAUGCUAGGGAUUAAACUCAGGCCUUGAGCAUGGUAGGCAAGUGUUUUAUCUACCCCUAAGCCAUGCCCCUACCAUGUUCAACAAAGCAUCAUGUAUGACUUUGGUUGCAUUGGUAUUUUUCACCCCACUCCCCGUUUGCUUAUUCAACAUUGGCUGGCCCCUUUAAAGAUUCUAGGAACUUGAUGAAAGCCCCUACCCUUCCUAUAUGGCUAAAAAAAAAAUCCCAUAUUAAAUAUAACUUUCUUUACUAUAAAUAUUUUGGAAGACUUUUUUAAAAAUAAUUUUGCCUUUGCAGUGAUCUAGCUAUGAACAACUUAUUUAAUUCACAAUUUACUGUGAUUUCUCAUUCACACUUGGGAUUCCUGUGAAGUAAUUACGAAAACCUAAAAUACAGAUUGUUUCCAAGCGUAAUGAAAUUCUUGUGAAUAAUAAUUUAACAAAUGAGGUUGGCAUGUCACUUUGUAGACAUUUAAUUAGACGUUUAUUGAUUACGAGUCUGCCAUAUUCUUUUUUGUAGCUUUGAGCUAAACAUGCACACAGAGACACACUGGCGCACACACGGUCUCUCUCUUCUGGUCUUGGACCCUUCUCUUUCUCUCGAGUGACACGUGGCCCCUGGCCGUGCCAUGGAUGGGACUUGCUGAAAUGGCCAUGUUCCCAGAGCUACCAUAGCUGUAAGGAUCUACAGCUGGUGCUAGAGAGGGAGAAUAUUGACUCUCUCACUAGGUGGGAGGUGGGAGGCUCCUCUUGCCCAGAUGUCUUGACUCACUGGCUUCUGGGGGGUUUUGAUUGGAAUUACAGAAGUAUUAAGCAGGGAGGGUGUGUUGGUGCUAUGAUAAGUGUCCCCACUCCACCCUGCCCCACGCCCAGAGGCUUCAGUUUCCUGUCUGUCCUUACAGGACAUCUAUUUCUUUCCUGGGGUGAGGGAGACCCUGCCAUGCCUAUUCACUGUUGUUUGUUUUUAAAUUUUUUUUCCUUUUUACCUUGUUAUAUACCCAAGACUGGCCUUAAACCCCCAUCCUCCUGCCUCUGUCUUCCCGAGUGCUGGAUUACAGGUGUGAGCUUCCUUACCUGGCUUAUACUUUAGCCUGUUAGCCUCUGUGUCAUCUGGUCUUGGCCUUGUGUGGCUGCUUUUUUCUUUCACCGUGCAGGCUAUCAGCAAUGUGGAAGAACUUGGAGGUGGAGAAUCCCUUUGGGAGUCAUAUGUGUUGGGGUUCUCAUCCCAGCUCUGGCACUUACUGCAUAUGACUUUAUGCAAACCAGUUAAGCUCCCCAAGUGUCCAUUUCUUGUUCGUAAGGGAUAAUAGAAGCAUCUGCCUUCUAGGCGCUAUUCUGAGCUGGCUGUUUUUGCACUCUGUGGAACCCAUAGCUAUCUGAACGCAUUUCUUAUGAUUUCCCUCAAAUGCCCUUGUAGAGGCAGCAUCUCUGGGGCUGGAGCUGCUCUCUAGACCUCCAGUUACCACUGGACCCCCAUCCUCAGUUCUCCACCUGGGAGCUACGUAACCUUCCAGGUCAUUGAUCUUCCUGGGCGGAAGCUAAAACAGCUCUAGGCUAGCAGUUACCGUGUGCACACAUCUCUGCUCCAUUUAGAGGGGGCAGGCUUUAUGUCCCAACAAAGCCUUGCUCUCUGCUACUCUAGCUCUCUUAGACACUAGUGAGAUGUCCGCACAGCCUGGAGUGGACGCUGGUGUUCGGAGGAUCCAGCCCCAGCAGGUGUCAGGAGACAGGGCACACUCCCUCCCUUCCCCAGCUGAGGUUCAGGCAGUGCUUUUCCCAGAGAAAAUCUCUUCACAGGACCUCUUCCGUCCAUCCUUUGGGUGAGGUCGAGGGGUAAGAGUUCCCAGCCAAUUCUCAGGUAUCUGUUGGGGUUCUCGAGUGAGACACAUCCACAGUCACUGGUGUUUUUCCAUCUGAGCAGCUGUACCUCAGGACAUGGUGGCCAUAAUCCCGCUCAGUCCUUGUUGUUGUCUUUAUGGAAAAGUCCUGCCGUGACCUCCGCUCCACAUCUUAGGAAAGGCAUGCAGGACUUAUUGACAGUCUCACUGCAAAGAGGCAGCGUUGGGAUGGAUCACUCACGUGGCUGAAGUUAUUGGGUGGUGGCCCAUGUCUGGGAGUGGCUGCUGACAGUCAGCUGAACCCUCUCUCUGUGCUCUCCUAUCUUCUGGGAGGCUGGCAAGCUUCUCAGUGCAAUGGUCCCAGGUUCUGAAAGCAGUGGGGUGAAAUCCACAGACCCAGGGCUGGGCUUGGAAGUCCCCAGUUGUCCUUUUACAUUGUGUGUCGGAGCAACCUACAGGUCCAUUCCAGAUCUAAGGAUCAGGGAACAAUGGCACACAAAGUGGGUGAAGGGGGCAAAGGGACACAGCUCCUGGGUUUCAGUGGAGAACCAGAAGAUAGUUAACGUCAUGACGUGGGCUGGGGACCCUAAACCAUGUUCUGAAGCACUUGUCCCUACUGAAGCAUGCUGUCCCCGGGAAAGGCCCAGGUGGGAAUGAUACCCCUUGAGUGGCACAUGCCCAUGGGUGGGAGACAGUGUGCAGGUAGUGGGGUGAGCAUGCAGGGUUGACACGUGUCGAGAGAGACUGAAAUGACGACAGCUCUCUAGACCAGCUAUUCACUUACCGACGGUUGCAAUUUCUCGAGGACGGCGGUACCAUUUUUAGCUGUUAGAAUUCAGUUAAUUAUAUUGCUGUGAACUAGUAAAAUAAUUAAUAAAUGUUAACACUUGCAUGCCGUCUUAAUUAAGAAAUAAAUGCCUUUGAAUGAAAAAGUGCCUUCUGGCUUACCUGGUAAUUAUCAACGUACUGAAAUCACCCUUUAGAAGGCAGCCUCUAAAGAACUAUGGCACGAUCAGCCAUCAGUCGCGUCUGCCUGGGUGAGUCACGGCUGUAUCUGUCCUUGGAAUUCCCAGUGUCAGGCAGGUAAGGAGAGGAGGGGGACAGUUUUUACCUCCCCUAGUGGGCUAGCAAUGUCAUCAUUAUGUAAGCUGGGGUUCUAGAUAGAUAGUUCUGCCUCAAACCCUAUCUCCUAACAAUCCCUUUUGUUGCCUAGUUCAUUUAAAAAAAGAUAAACAACAGCUAUCAUGUUGUGAAAGUAACCUGUUUAUGACUGACCAUGUGGGAACAUGGGAACUUUUAGGGCCAGGAGCUAAAUCUCUCUGCCUUGCCACCCUCCCUCCCUCUUCCCUCCUCCUCUCCUUUUUCUCCUUCCCCAUCCCUUUCCUUCCUUCCCUUUUCCCCUGACUCCUUCUGUCUCUCUCCCUCCUUCCUUUCUUCCUUUUCCCCUUUAACGUUGUAAAAUGUAUCAUGGUUGAGAAAAAUGUAUAAAAUGUAAUGGGGAGGUUUUUGACAAACAUUCAGAGCAAAAACAGACUCUUGGACUCCAUAGUGGAGAACAUGCCUAGAGUGCCUGAGGCCCCGGUUUCAGUUCCCAGCACCGCAGACACCCAGACUCCCUCCAGCAUCCCAGGAGCCCCUGGACAUCCCACCUGCCUAAAAGCCGCGAUGCUUCCCCCAGACUAAAUGCCCCAAGAACAUUAAAUCCACCCAUUUCUGCAGGCCGAGGGACUACUUGCCAUCAACCCACCAUCUGUCCUAGAAUGAAGAGUGGCCCCAGCCUCUUCCUGGCCAGUCUGCUUUCUUUCUUCUCAUAGGUCCACACGGGUGAGGGGUAAGGAUGAUCCCUGCCUUCUCAUGUUACCGUCCUCUCAUUUUCAUGACAUAUCCUCCAGGAGCAUCAUCAAGUAUGUCUGGUCCCAUCUGGCAUCCAAAGUGACGGAGUAGGUCCAUGCUGCCACCCUUCACCCUAUGCCUGCUUCGCUUCCUUUUCCAAGGGCUGAGGAGUCUGCUGAAACCAUCGGUCAGAUAAUCGCCUUCGAUGAGCUAAGGACAGAUUUCAAGAGUCCCAUAGACCAGUGCAACCCUGUCCAUGCGAGGGAGCGGCUGAGGAACAUCGAACGCAUCUGCUUCCUUCUGAGAAAGCUGGUGCUGCCGGAGUACUCCAUCCACAGCCUCUUCUGCGUCAUGUUUCUGUGUGCACAGGAGUGGCUCACCCUGGGGCUCAAUGUUCCUCUGCUUUUCUAUCACUUCUGGAGGUAUUUCCACUGUCCAGCAGAUAGCUCAGAACUAGCCUACGACCCACCAGUUGUCAUGAAUGCCGACACCUUGAGCUACUGUCAGAAGGAGGCCUGGUGUAAGCUGGCCUUCUAUCUCCUCUCCUUCUUCUACUACCUGUACUGCAUGAUUUACACCUUAGUGAGCUCCUAACUCAGACCCUGCUGGUGGAGAGACCAAGGCUGGGAACCACUGCGGUUGUGGCUAGCGGAGCACCAGGUGGGGAUGAUGAAGAGACCCGGCUGGCAGAGACUGAAUGGAAGGAACGGAGUUGCACCACGGACAGGGCCGUGUUACCCAUGCAUAUGCGUUUCUGCCUUCGCCUUUCACCUCCCACAUGGGUUGCAGAGCCCCCCUGAGCAUGGGGGUGGCAGCCUGUAGCUGAUGAAACAUUCAACCUCCGGAGAUGCGGUUACUUUCUUCAUCCACUUCUUCAGUGGGCAGCAGAACGGUACGAGUUCACGAAGAGCUCGACCAGAGGGUAGAAAUGAGGCCAGAAGCCGGGAAGGUGUCGAUCAAGGAACAGAAUGGCUCUGGGUCAGUGCCAGAUCUUCAGGGAUGGCUGAGACCCACAAGGACACCAUGGGCUGCCCAAGACUCUUGUCAUAUUUUUUCCAGAGCUGUGGCCACAUGCUUUGCUCAGUGCAAAGCUAAAAGCCGCAGGGACUGCCCUGAGCCACCUCUCAUGUCACUUUUAUGCUUUGUCUGGGAGCCUGAGCAUUGGCUUCCUGAGCUGGGUGUGGGCAGCAAGUCCUGUCCAGUGGGAACUGGGGAGGGGAGAAAAUGGAUUUCUAAAAUGUUUGCAA
Molecule: messenger RNA, 5859 nt
Organism: Rattus norvegicus (Norway rat)
Lineage: Eukaryota; Metazoa; Chordata; Mammalia; Rodentia; Muridae
Source: RefSeq, a predicted model, not a curated record